UAUCUUAAUUAAAUUUUAAAUUAUUUUCCACUUUAUUUUUUGUCCUUCACCUUUUUCCUGCAAAAACCCUAAUUUCACCAACUCCUCAAGUAAAAGAAAAAAAUUACCAGUACAUAUUUUCUUUCCAUUUACAUAAAAUUAGUUUCUUCUUUUAAAGCUCUGUACUUUUUCUGCAGUAAUAGCAGAGUAUGUGUCACAGUUCAGAAUAUCAGUUAGUCAUUGGAUUUUCCACUGCACAAGUUUGACAUGGUCAGAUGAUCUUUCCUUAGACACAACUAAUUCUAGCAUUUGCAGAUUUGCUCAGCUUGUACUUUUCUUGGUACUUUGCUUGUUAUACAUAGCAUUUGGAAAAGACUGUAUUUUUAUGCUCUUGUUACUCUUGAGUUUUUGAGUUCUUGAAAAUUAGGAGUUUGAGGGGUUUUGAUUAUUUAAGUAUUGUGUAUAUGAAUGGAGGAGAAAGAAGGAGUUAAUAGUUUUGGGGUUACAGUAAAAGGUGAUGAAGCUUCUGAAAGCUACAGAGUUGCUCCAAGGAUUGAAAGUAAUAAUAAUGAGUUUAUUAUUAGUGGAUCCUUUGUAGCAGCAACACCAGUGAGUGUAACAGAAGAGACUAAGAAGAGGAGGGGAAGACCUAGGAAGUAUGGACCAGAUGGUAAAGUAGCAGCUGUGGCAUUGUCACCAAUGCCAAUAUCAGCUUCAAUUCCUCUUACCGCAGAUUUUUCACCUUGGAAAAAUAGCACAAGUCGCCCCGUUGAUUCAAUCAAGAAGAAGAACAAGUUUGAGGUCGAAACUCCAGGAGAGAGGAUGGCAUACCCAGUCGGCGCAAAUUUUACACCCCAUGUGAUCACUGUUAAUGCUGGUGAGGAUGUCAACAUGAAAAUAAUUUCAUUUGCUCAACAAGGAUCUAGAGCUAUUUGCGUGCUAGCUGCCAAUGGUGCAAUUUCAAAUGUUACACUUGGUCAGCCUAAUUCUUCUGGCGGUACCUUGACCUAUGAGGGUCGUUUUGAAAUUCUGUCUCUGACAGGAUCAUUUAUGCCUAGUGAUAAUGGAGUAACAAAGAGCAGAUCUGGUGGGAUGAGCGUCUCUCUUUCAGGCCCUGAUGGUCGGGUUAUGGGAGGAGGACUUGCAGGCAUGUUGCUAGCUGCUGGUCCCGUUCAGGUAGUGGUCGGUAGCUUUAUACCUGGUCAUCAGCUGGAGCAGAAGCCAAAGAAGCAGAGAGUCGAGCAUGCUGCUUUUGCCGCUAUUCCUGCCCCUCCCAUUUCAGAAAUACGAACUGGCGGAGCUUACUCUGGGCCAAGUCCCAACAUUGCUGCUUCUAUUUCUUUUCCCGGGGAUAACGCGAAUUCUAUAUACAGCUCAAGAAUCUCAACGUCACAAAGUAACAUUUCUUUGCCGGGGGAGGAAUCUAAAGAGCAGAACCCAUCAUCCUGAUUGAACUGGAUGUUGUAUUGUUGUAACCUUAUUGUUAAUUGUUAAUUGACUUUGAUAGGUGCAGUAGGGCAUAAUUUGUGUUAGUUUAACCUAGGACAUCACUCUUCUUAUAGGUGUCAUAAGAUAGGAAUUUUCUUCCAGUAGGAGCUUGUUAUCCCUUGUCACUGUUUUUCUGAUUGACUUGAUGUUGAUGCACCAAGUCAUUGUAUGAAAUUGCAGAAUGUCAUUCUGACAUUUGAUUACUCGAAGCUACUAAGGUUGUUUCUUUCCUUGUCA
Messenger RNA from Lycium barbarum (goji berry), 1704 nucleotides. Its product is annotated as AT-hook motif nuclear-localized protein 6. The record is from RefSeq and is a predicted model, not a curated record. The transcript is spliced from 5 exons. NCBI's taxonomy places the organism in Eukaryota, Viridiplantae, Streptophyta, Magnoliopsida, Solanales, Solanaceae. Bases 448 to 1428 code for a protein of 326 amino acids. Gene Ontology annotation, molecular function: minor groove of adenine-thymine-rich DNA binding.